UCACUCGCUGUUACAUAUUUCUUAUGAUGAAACAACAAGUUGUAGCUAGAUAGCUAAGUGCACUUGGCGAUCGGUUUAUCAUGGGGUCUUCGCUGGGCUGCUUUUGUGAUGACAAAGACAAUGAUACUGUCUGCUACUGUUUGGUAGGAGUAACGGGAGUGGCAAUGACUCUACUGUUUGCAGCAGUUAUAAUUCUGUGUUCCAUGUGCUUCAGGCGGCGUAGACGCAGAUUGAGGUACGAUAUACAAAGGACCGCUGGAGUUGGCGACAAUUUGGAAGUGAACAACGAAGCCUACGUAUAUAUGCCGGCUGAACGUGCAACAAACCAGGUCCAGCAAGUGGAAACUAGUAGAGAAAAAGACAAAAGAAACAAUCAGUACCAAGAGAUUGGAAUUACCACCUCCGACUACGAGCACAUGUAUUCAAGACCGUUCAAUUCACGCCCAGCGGAAUACAUGACGUUUGUUCCCAAGAUAAAUCCCAAGAGAAAGAGACAUCAUACGCAGAGUUGAGUAUCACAACUCUCGAGAGUGCGAAUGUUUAUACAAAGAUUUCUCUAAAACAAAAGUAAUGAAAAGUAAGUGCAAACCCUCGGCGAACUGCGCAUG
Geodia barretti is the source of this 608-nucleotide messenger RNA. Lineage: Eukaryota; Metazoa; Porifera; Demospongiae; Tetractinellida; Geodiidae. The record is from the annotation of a GenBank genome assembly.